AUGGCCAUGUUUCCUGAUGGGGCCCUGCCCGACCAGGGUUCUCACCUACCCCAGUGCCUGGACAGCUGGCUGCAUCUCUCCCUCAGACUCUCACUACUGGAACCCCCAGAUUCUGCAAAGGGGGCAGGAACCGUCACCGCAUUGUUCAAUGAUGAAAACCGAGGUCUGCAGGAGUGCGGUCCCUGGAAGACCCAGGAAGACGAGUCUUCCCGAAUCUCCCACGGUCCCUCCAUCUCACUCGUCUUCCUCCCCCUACUUCCCAGCCCCCGGCACCAGCUCGACACGAGCUUAGUGGCUUUCAGGCAACGGAAGCUGUGUGACCUUGGGCAAGACACCGACCCUCUCCGGACCCCGCGGCGUUCGGACAUCCAGAAUGCAGACGGACAUGGCGAGGCCAAAGAACUGCAGCGUCUCCGGCUCGCGGUCCGUGACCCGCCGGGGGUGGCGGUCGGGACGUGCGCGGGGCGCAGGGCACGCGGGGGCUCGGAGUUCCCUGGGGCUCCCCGAGCGGGGGCGUUUGGACCUAGCGGACUGGGAGAAGAGCGGCACAGCUCCCGCUGCCGGGCCCGGGACUGCGAGGUCCCACCGUGCGGGCGCCGGCAGAGGCCUGGCGGGAAGCCCCGGCGUGCGCUCCUCCGCCGGCUCGCGGCCGCCCCCUACCGCCGCGUGCUCGCCGGCCCUGCGCCCGGGGCGCUCGGCGCAGGGUCCCGGCCCGGCGUUACCUGGGGCGGCGGCGGGGCUCCACCCCCUCCCGGCGGCCGGCGCGUCGCUCCCGCUGCAGCCCGGGCUCGCGGUGCGGCUGCGGCCCGCGCGCCGCCUGCCGCGGCCCCUCUCCGGCCCCGUGCAGAGGAACCGUCCGCGGACCUCACCGCCCGGGCGCGCGGGGCCCACGCCGGCUGCGCAGCUUCCAGGACCCCCGGCCCUGCCCCUCGCGAACGGAGCUGCCUGGACCGCACCACGCGUGCGGGAGCGCGGGUGGCGCGGGCGGGGCGGAGCCUCUUUCGGCCGCGCCCGCCCAGCGUCAGUCGGCCUGGGGUGCGUAAGGGCGCGGCGCCUGGGGCCUGCCAGCCUCCGUGACCUUGGAGGAGUGACUUCGUUUCCUCGUCUGUGAAACGGGAAACAAUACGACCCCGUGGUCGUUCAGAGAAUCUUCGCUUCCCGGAGAGUGUGUCCCCUCCCCCAGCCCCGGUGGGCGCGGGGGUAGCUAAUAGCUGCUCUGGGGUCAGCAGAUCUUGGUUCCCCACUUUGGGCCAUUCUCUGAGCCUCAGUUUUCAAGUCUGCGGAAUGGAAGUGAUGAUACCUUCUUCAGGAGGAGGAUGGGAGACUCCUGUGACAAAAGACAAGGCGGCCGGCAGAGACGUGGGGAGGGAUUACGCUUCCCGCAACCCCUGUGUCCCCAUCGCUAGAGCCAACCUGGACCAGGGCAUGGCCGGCACCUGCUCAGGCCGCGGGUCCCAGCCCCGGAGGGGAGCCCCACCGCCCCCGCCCCCUGGGCGCAUUAGGCCAGCGAGGGCUGCACCCUGCUGCGGGCCGCGCUCUGGCUGGCAUGCAGGUGGUGGUAGUCCAUGCAGACCGCGCCUCUUGCAGGCUGCCCAACCAGGUCGUCUUCUCAGCCCAGGUUUAGGUCCUCUGCGGAGGGCUGAUUAGACGGUGGAGCGGCUGCCUCCCGGUCUACUUAAUUUUUAAAGCUGCCGUUCGUUGACAGAACAGCCAACUAAAGGAGAGCUUUAGAGGGAAUGAGUGCGCGGAAGGAGGCUCUGGGGUGGGGAGAAGGUGGUCUCAUGGGUCCCCAAGUUCUUUCUUUCUUUCCUUUCCUCCUCCCUCCCUCCCUCCUUUCUCUCUCUCUCUCUGUCUCUCCCCUUCUCUCUCUCUCUCUCUUUCUUCUUUUCUUUGCUUGCUUUCUUUCUCUGUCCUUUCUUUUUUUGACGGAGUCUUACUUUGUCGCCCAGGCUGGAGUGCAGUGGCACGAUCUCGGUUCACUGCAACCUCCACCACCUGGGUUCAAGCGAUUCUCCUGUCUCAGCCUCCCGAGUACCUGGAAUUACAGGUGCAUGGCACCACGCCCGGCUAAUUUUUUGUGUUUUAGUAGAGACGGGGUUUCACCAUGUUGGCCAGGCUAGUCUUGAACUCCUGACCUCGUGAUCCGCCCGCCUCGGCCUCCCAAAGUGCUGGGAUUACAGGAGUGAGCCACCGUGCCCAGCCCCCAAGUUCUUUCUAGGGUGGAAGGCUGUGAGUCUGUGACAUCACGGGGAUAUUCUUGGGUUGGUUAUUUGUAAGAGCAAUGAAGGGACUUUGUACCCUUCAGAGUACAGCUUCUGGGCGGGACUGGGGAGUUGAGGGAUUGAAUGCAGACCCAGACUCUGCAGGUCCUCUCUGAGGCUGUACACUAGGUGGGCGUCAGAGAUAUUGCAGGUGAAGAAAUGGCGGCUCAGAGGGAAGGAGACACUUGCCCAGCUCCGGGGCAAGCUAACACUUGAUUUCGACUUGACAAAUUUCUGAGUAUGUAGUGGGUGCGCAUAGCAAAGACAGGUAAUGAGAACUUUUCUUUUUUUGGGGGGGGGGAGGGGACAGAGUCUCACUCUGUCACCCAGGCAGGAGUGUAGUGGUGCAAUCUUGGCUCACUGCAACCUCACCCCACCCCACCCCCAGGUUCAAGCAAUUCUUGUGCCUCAGCCUCCUGAGCAGCUGGCACUACAGGUGCGCGCCACCACACUGGGCUAGUUUUUGUAUUUUUAGUAGAGACGGGGUUUCACCAUGUUUCAUGUUUCACCGUGUUGGCCAGGCUGGUCUUGGACUCCUGGCCUGAAGUGAUCCGCCCGCCUCAGUCUCCCAAAAGUGCUGGGAUUACAGGCGUGAGCCACUGCGCCCGGCCGAGAACUUUUUCUGAUUAAAAAAAUUUUUUAAGGCACACACUUCAGACAGUGACUGUGAAGGAACCCUGAUGUGUAUCUAAACUGUUGCCUCAUGUACAUCACCCCAUUACUUACCCUGUGCUAAGUGCUGUCAUGCAUUACAUCAUUACUCCUUAGAGCAGGCCUAUGAGGUGGAGUCUGCAUUAGGCCUCUUUUCAACAGGGACACCAAUAAUGUGGGAGAUGAUGUACCUUGCCCAAGCCCCCAGCAGGUAAGUGGUGGGGGGGAUUAGAACCCAGGUCACCUGAGUCCAUAUACUGGGCUCUUAGCCCCACUCUGCCUGGCUGCCUGCUGUUCCAUGAAGCCAACCCUGGACCUAGACCUGGACCUGGAUCGUCACAGCCCAGAUCCCCGUGUGCUUCCCAGGCUGCCUUGUGGCAGGUGGAUGGUGCCCCUUGAGAUGGGCAGGGCACCAUCUGGCCACACAUCUUGAUGGGUCCAAAGGUCUGGGCAGGCCAGGACACACCUCUGGCAGCCAGAGCAGUGACUCGGAGCUGUCGGCCUCAGCCGUAAGGGCAGGGAGGGAGGGCAGGGGCUUGGAUUGGGGUCUGCCCUAUUUGGGGCACAGCAGAGUGACCAAGCUGACUCCCAUGGUCUGAGGCAGAGUGGGGAGCCUGGAGCCUUGGGUGGGGUCACCUGCCUCGCCUCUUACCAGUUAAGCCACCAGUGAUGACUGGUGCCUACUUCCUUCAGAAAGGAAUCUGAUGGCUGUGGCAGGAAAGUCAGGGGCAAGAAUCGUUGCACAGACUUGUGCUGAUAUCCCGGUUCUGCCACCUUCUGCAAUCUUGGGUGGUGAUCUAACCUGUCCAGGUGUCUCUUUUCCCAUCUGUAAUAGGGGAAAAAAAUCAUCCCUGGAGUUACUGGCAGGAUUAAAUGAGGUGAUAUUAGUAGUAAUAAUGCAAUGGUCGCCACCAUGCCACCAUGAAAACAUUCAUCGAGACCUUACUGUUUUGGGCACUGUGCCUGGGACUUUCAAUGCGUGAUUUCAUUACAUCCUCACCACCACCUUCCCAGGUAGGCAUCAUGGAUUACCUGCAAUUUCCAGAUAAGGAAACAGUCUUAGAGGGGUGAUGUAACUUGCCCUGCCAAAAUUGAACCCAUUUGUGAGUAUAUAGUAGGUAAACAAAAAUAAUAAAAAUAAAAUAAAA
Messenger RNA from Chlorocebus sabaeus (green monkey), 4060 nucleotides. Lineage: Eukaryota; Metazoa; Chordata; Mammalia; Primates; Cercopithecidae. The record is from RefSeq and is a predicted model, not a curated record.